AGAGUUGUAAGCCACGUAUCAUCAAACAAUCUAUCACAUUCUCUUCUUAUAUCAACCAACCAUACUCAUCUCACCUUAUCCUUUUCUCCCUUUUAAUCCAAAUAUACAAAACUCCCUUCCCAUAACAUAAACUCUACACACAUUUCAACAAACCAAGAUAAUAAUAACAAUGGCUACAGCCUCAGCAACAACUCCAUCUACAAUCACUGUUGUAGGAAGCUCAGUUAUUGGAACCAAAUCAAGGAGUACUAAGAAGGGUAACAAUGUCAAGUUUAUCACAGGACUGAAUUCAUACAAUGGAUUGAAAGCACAGAACAGCACUGUGACAUCACUAGGAGUUCCUAUGUGCACUGAACAAGCUUUUGCAAAAGUGAUGAGUUCAUUGAAAUAUCCAUCAAAUGGAGGAAGAAGAGGAGGUGCAGGUUCUUCAACAUGUAAUGCUGCAGGUGAGAUUUUUCAGAUUGCAGCUAUUAUGAAUGGACUUACUCUUGUUGGUGUUGCUGUUGGAUUUGUUCUUCUUCGAAUUGAAGCUGCUGUUGAAGAAGCUGAGUAAGAAUUUUUCAUAUAUAUUUGUAAUAAUGUAAUGUAAGUUUAUAUCAGGAAGAAAAAUACAAUUUGUAUGUUAUGUUUGAUUCUUGAUGUGAUGAUGUAGAACUCAAUUGUUCUUGGAGGUAUUUGAAAUAGUAGUACCACUUGAAUUUUUAUUUUGAGACAGAAUUGUACACAUUAAUGCUGUCUGGUUUUUUACUUCAAAAUUGGUUGGGAAUUUGAA
Molecule: messenger RNA, 772 nt
Organism: Medicago truncatula (barrel medic)
Lineage: Eukaryota; Viridiplantae; Streptophyta; Magnoliopsida; Fabales; Fabaceae
Exons: 2
Coding region: 170-553 (127 amino acids)
Cellular component (GO): cytochrome b6f complex
Source: RefSeq, a predicted model, not a curated record